AUGUCCAGCAAAAUUGCUCCAUUCUUCACGAUCCGCAACUCUCCAGGCAAGGGCUUGGGAGUAUUUGCCGCAACAGCGAUAUCACCCGGCCAGGUCGUUCUUCAGGAAUCACAAGUCAUUCACUGCAAGUAUCUUGCGCGCCCAGAUGACCCUCGCCAAUUUGAGCAACACCGCAACGUCCUGGGCCAGUGGAACGAUCUGCCGUCAAAUCUGAGGACUCACUUGGCAGCCUUACAUGUCGCAGAAGACGCGCCAGGAGCUCGUGCCUACCUCAGGACUUUCACCCAACGCGAGCACGCGCACCCGCUGGCGAUCUUCUACUCAAACAGCCACAUCUAUAUUGAUAUUGAGUCAAAGCCCCGCCGAGGCCUGUUUCCACUGGCAUCGCGAAUCAACAACUCCUGUGAGCCAAACUUGCUCCACGACAUAACCAGCGACGGCGUCAUCAACUGUGUGGCCAUCCGCGACAUUGACGCGGGCGAAGAGCUCACAAUCUCCUACGUUGGCUCGUAUCUCACCAACGAAGCCAGAAAGAAGCACUUCCGUGGGUUGUGGGACUUUGAGUGUGAUUGCCCCCGAUGCGCAGGAAGACUGAGGUUGCCGCAAACGACUGAGCUGCCGGGUAUCGGUACCUUCGGCGACGUCUUCACAGCAGAAGACCUGCAGAAAUCAUUGUCGCCACCGGGGGGCAUCGACUUGCGCGAGCUCUGGUCUUGGAUGGCGCUUCAGCUGGCGCGCAUCAAGUACUUUCAGGAGAACGGGCAUGUCUCCCGACUCUACUUCGCGUGA
This is a messenger RNA of Microdochium trichocladiopsis, 789 nucleotides long. RefSeq lists its product as uncharacterized. The coding region runs from base 1 to 789 and encodes 262 amino acids. Lineage: Eukaryota; Fungi; Ascomycota; Sordariomycetes; Xylariales; Microdochiaceae. Gene Ontology annotation, molecular function: protein binding. The record is from RefSeq and is a predicted model, not a curated record. The transcript has a single exon.